Molecule: messenger RNA, 2082 nt
Organism: Penicillium vulpinum
Lineage: Eukaryota; Fungi; Ascomycota; Eurotiomycetes; Eurotiales; Aspergillaceae
Exons: 9
Coding region: 1-2082 (693 amino acids)
Biological process (GO): regulation of transcription by RNA polymerase II; DNA-templated transcription
Cellular component (GO): chromatin
Molecular function (GO): zinc ion binding; DNA-binding transcription factor activity, RNA polymerase II-specific; RNA polymerase II cis-regulatory region sequence-specific DNA binding
Source: RefSeq, a predicted model, not a curated record
AUGCCCAAUCAAAACGAAGAUAUCCUUGUCCCAUGUGCUCGAAAUCCUUUACCCGAAGUGAACAUCGUAUCCGACACGAGCGCAGCCAGAAGCCAUUUUCUUGUCGAUACUGUCGUCGAAAAUACGCCCGCCGACCCCGCCCUAGGAACGGAUGAUAUAGUGGAAGGGUCGCCUUCAUCUUCCAGCCCAGAGAUCACAUCGCCACCCCAACCUGCUUCGUCAAAUCAAAGCCACUGUGGCAUCCUGACAGCACCUCCUGCCGCAUUACCUACCCCCCAGCCUUGCUUAGAUACGAUUCUAAUCGAUGAAUUAACCUCCAUUGGUGGCCAAAAUGACCAGAGAGAAACUUCCCAGCAAUUCCUGCCUGAUACUUCCACGGCGGCCAAAGAGUAUGAUAUGUUUGAGAAAACACUUCAAGCCUCCGAGCUGAAUCCCUCGCAGCCAUGGAGCGCAAUCCCCGGGUCCACGGCUGUCCCGUCUGCGGCUGUGAUUCAAAAUUGCGUGCGUGGGUAUUUCGAGCGAUUCCACAUCCAUUAUGUCCUCUUUCACCCACAUACCUUAAACCUCAACCAGAUGGCGAGCCCUCUCAUCCUCGUCAUAUGCGCAAUCGGGGCACUGUAUCGACUGGACCGUAAACUAUCGGCAUUCUUAAUUUGCAUGGCAGAGAGAGCUCUUGAUAUGCUCUGCGUAAAGAGAGAUGGCGGCGCAGCGACUCCAUCAUUCGAAGCGAACGCUACCAGGUCGUCGACCAGGCAAACCACGACCUCCCCGAAACCCCUUUGGGAGCUGCAGACACGAGUCUUGCUUGUGUUUGUCGCUGCGAUUGGUGGACAAUCAGCGUUUAGUCGAAAGGCGAUCGAUGGGAUUGGUUGUAAGUCUUUUCAAUCCUAUACUACAGUGCACGCUGACAAGCUUGAAUAUCGCAUCUUAGCAUCCUAUCUAUAUCGUGAUUCAUGGCAGGCUUAUGUGUCUUGGAAUCAAUGGAUCGAAAGAGAAUCCAAAAAGCGGGUUCUUCAUGCAAUCCUUAUGAUUAGUGAUAUUCUAUACACCGCCUUUCGCGUUCCUCCCGUUAUUUCCAUCGCCCAGGAAUAUGAUGUCGAUCUACCAGAUGAUGAUGAACUAUGGCAUGCACCAACAGAGCUUGACUGGAUGCUCAUCACGCAAGCUAGAACACGAGAUCCACUGCCAAGUGUGCGAAGUGCAGUUUCCCAGAUAUUGCACGGAGGAUCUCCAGAAAUAGGGCUCGUGUCGGAUCAGUUGUCGCCGUGUGCUGUGGCUGUCAUCAUGCAUGCCAUAUCCAUACACACAUGGCACCUGAUACAGAGUGCCCAAACGUUGACAGGAUUUGGGCUAAACCCGCAUCCUGCCGAGGGCGUUCAAGACUUGCUCACCUCACGGAUUGAGACAGCUCUUUCGCGAUGUUACGUAAUGAUUUCUAAUGCCCGAGCUGUGAAUGAAUCGACAUGGAAUGAGACCGAAGGUCCCAUUUUAUUCAAUAGCCUGACCAUGCUCCGGGGGAUCCACAUCCGGGUACUCACUGGUGUAGGUGGGCUUGACCGUAUGGUCUUGCUGAGUGAUGACGAGGAAGAUAUGGCGGCGGCGGUUAAAGACUAUGUUGCUCAAAAUUCGAAGUGGCACGCAGCUUCCGCAAAGACCGCUUGUGUGACCUUCGACGGUAUUAUGACGAUUCUCAAAUCUGACGCAUUCCUGUUGCGCAAAACUGCUGCUUUCAACUGGGGCGUCGAGCAUGCCCUGGUUGGCAUUGAUUGUGAACGUGACCUAACCCUAGCGCCAGCAAUAUUCAUAAGCAGUUGCAUCCAGAAAAUCCAACUCCGCCAAAAGCGACACGAGGAUGCUAAUCCUGCAGAAUCAGAGCUUCUGAAGACGGCAACAGACCUUUUGGUGGACAUGGAGCAUGUUUCCGACGAACAAGAGUCACUUUCUGCAGGCAUACUACGAAUGUGGAAGCAGUUCUACGACGAUAUAUGGGUCUGGGGAGUUACACCCCGGAUUGCUCGGUUGUUUGAGAAACUCGCAUGCGCUUAUGAUUUACAACUCGCUUCGGUUGGUGAUGCCGAUUGA